This is a messenger RNA of Elaeis guineensis (African oil palm), 336 nucleotides long. Lineage: Eukaryota; Viridiplantae; Streptophyta; Magnoliopsida; Arecales; Arecaceae. The record is from RefSeq and is a predicted model, not a curated record.
AUGCGGGGUGGGUCGCGGGGGGUGGGUGACGGCGGCGGCACCGUGAGAGCGGGGGUCAUGGGGGCCAAGUUCGGGAGGCAUGGGAUGGGUGAUGGCAGUGGUGGCACCACGAGAGCGAGGGUCCUGGGGGCUGAGUUCGGGCGGCAUGGGAUGGGUGAUGACGGUGGCGACGCCGCGGGAGCGAGGGUCGCGGAGGCCGAGUCUGGGUGGCUUGGGGUGGGUGAUGGUGCUAGCACCGCGGGAGUGGAGGUCGCGGUGGCCGAGUCUGGGCGACGCGGGGUGGGUGACAGUGCUAGCACCGUCGUCGGAUCGGAGGUCGCAGGGGCCGAGUCCUGA